Staurois parvus is the source of this 501-nucleotide messenger RNA. Lineage: Eukaryota; Metazoa; Chordata; Amphibia; Anura; Ranidae. The record is from the annotation of a GenBank genome assembly.
CACCAGGCCCCCAGGUGGGGCGACAGGCAUCGGGCCCCCAGGCGGGGCGACAGGCAUCGGGCCCCCAGGCGGGGCGACAGGCAUCGGGCCCCCAGGCGGGGCGACAGGCAUCGGGACCCCAGGCGGGGGCGACAGGCAUCGGGCCCCCAGGCGGAGAGCGGGCGCCGGGCCCCCAGGAGGGGCGACAGGCAUCGGGCCCCCAGGCGGGGCGACAGGCAUCGGGCCCCCAGGCGGGGCGACAGGCAUCGGGCCCCCAGGCGGGCGACAGGCAUCGGGCCCCCAGGCGAAGCGACAGGUCUCGGGCCCCCCAGGCGGCGGAGCGGCGGGCGCCGGACCCCUAGGCGGAGCGACAGGUCUCGGGCCCCCAGGCGGAGCGGCGGGCGCCGGACCCCCAGGCGGAGCGACAGGUCUCGGGCCCCCAGGCGGGGCGGCGGGCGCGCCGGACCCCCAGGCGGAGCGACAGGUCUCGGGCCCCCAGGCGGGGCGGCGGGCGCCGGACCC